Lichtheimia ornata is the source of this 1494-nucleotide messenger RNA. Its product is annotated as serine-tRNA ligase. NCBI's taxonomy places the organism in Eukaryota, Fungi, Mucoromycota, Mucoromycetes, Mucorales, Lichtheimiaceae. The transcript has 3 exons. Gene Ontology annotation, biological process: mitochondrial seryl-tRNA aminoacylation. The record is from RefSeq and is a predicted model, not a curated record. The coding region runs from base 1 to 1494 and encodes 497 amino acids. Gene Ontology annotation, cellular component: mitochondrion. Gene Ontology annotation, molecular function: serine-tRNA ligase activity; tRNA binding; ATP binding.
AUGCUUUCUCGCUCCAUAUCUUGUCGUCGUACACCUUUAUUACGGCGAGCUACACGGUUGCCAUUGACUCCAUUACAGCACCAUGUCACUCGACGACACGAAUCAACUACAGCUGCCGUUGCGAUCGAAGAAGACAUUCACCGGAUCCCGCCACAACUGGACUAUAAGCGACUUGUAGAAAACGCCGAGGUCAUCAAGCGUAAUAUGCAGCUGCGCAAAUAUGAUCAUGAUCACGUGGACAAGGUGUGUGCAUUGUAUGGAGAACGAGAGCAACUGGAGCGAGAACAAGAACAAGUUGUACAAGAACGCGACGCUACCAAUCGAUUGAUUCGAGAAGCCAAGUCCAAAGAAGAACGCCAAACGCAUAUUGCUCAGGGCAAAAAGUACAAGGAACAGCUCAAAAAGAUUGCAGAGAGAUUAGCCAUGGUGGAAGAGGAUUUAUGUACGAAUGCGCUCUUGGUACCGAAUGAUACGCAUCCUGAUGUGCCAGUGGGAAGUGAAGACAAGGCCAAAUUGAUCAAGAUGGUGGGGACGCCUGUCAACAAGCCGCAUGAUCAUCUUACAGUGGCUGAACGAUUGGGCAUGGUGGAUUUUGCACAGGCAUCCAAAGUGAGCGGGUCCAAGUUUUAUUACUUGACACAAGGUGGAGCAUGGCUUGAAAUGGCACUUAUCCAAUUUGCUAUGCACAAGGCUACCGAACGUGGAUUUUCACCUGUGAUCACACCUGAUAUUGUUCGUACCUCGGUGGCCUAUGGCUGUGGAUUCCAACCACGCAAAUCAGAAGCAUCCCAAAUUUACGAUGUCAGCACUGCCAGCACUGUCAAUACCACGGCACCCAAAUUAUGCCUUACUGGUACAGCCGAGAUCCCACUUGCUGGUUUGUUUGCCCAAAAGAUGCUCAAGGAAGAAGAAUUACCACAACGGGUCGUUGGUUUUGGUCGUGCAUUUCGAGCCGAAGCAGGUCAUGGAUCAGCUGAAGAACGUGGUCUUUAUCGCGUACACCAAUUCUCCAAGGUGGAAUUAUUUGCUGUCACCACGCCACAACAAAGCAAUGAUGUACUUGAAGAAUUGAGGAGUCUACAAGAAGAUAUCUUUACGGAUCUUGGAUUGUGUUUCCGUGUUUUGGAUAUGCCCACGGAAGAAUUAGGAGCAAGUGCUUAUCGUAAAUAUGACAUGGAAGCAUGGUUACCCGGUCGAAAGGCAUGGGGCGAGAUCUCUUCCACAUCCAAUUGCACUGAUUAUCAAACACGACGAUUGGACGUCCGAUACCUGUCAUCUGAUUUCAAGGAGCAAGUAGGACCCAAGGACGUGCGUGUACCAUGGCACAUUAAAGAGAAAUGGGUACACUUUUGUCACACAUUGAAUGGCACAGCUAUCGCAGUACCUCGUGUCAUGAUCGCUAUUCUCGAGACAUUCCAACAACCUGAUGGCCGAGUAGAGAUACCCGAGGUUUUACGUAAAUGGAUUCCUGGUCAAUCCACGCAUUUAUCAUAG